GAACCCAGUUUCACUAUGGUUUCACUUUGCACUGCGAGUUUUAAAUUUCUGACAGUCGUCCACUCCAUGGCAAAUAAACUUGUCCAUAGAAGAGAAGAUCAUCUGAUGUGAUCACAUGACAAGAACUGAAUCGACAGAUCUGAUUGUUAUCUUAGCUGAUAAAUGCAUACAUGUAUGUGCAACACAAGUGAACUGCAUGUACACAGUAGGCGUACACUUUUGCAGCGAAAUGACUGUUUGGUUGAGUUUGCUGGUCCCUUUUGCUCUGGUGGGGAUACUAGUUGUUCCUUCGCUCUGCCAGGAUGCUUAUCCUGUGAGUAAUCUUACCGGUACACAUGACAUGUACACAGACAGAGUGUGCAGGACAGAUGUGCAGUACCCUCCUGAGGAUCCCAAGGCUAAAGUGCCGUCCUUUGUCUUGAAUCUUGACCUAAGCCCAGAGGAGCGCUGGCGGCCACUUGUGAAGAAUAAGAGUGCUGAGGUGAAGGCUCUGUUAAAUGAUCUUAUUGAUCUGUUGGGAGCUUUCUUCAAUGAAACCAAAGUAACUGAACUUCUGGAUGACAUAAUGGCUCCCUUGGCAUUCACCCUUCCUCAGCCGUAUCAAGAUGAGAUUUUAGGAAUUGCUGAGUCGACUGGCAUACCUCUAGGUCAGAUUGUUCUGUACAAUAUUUUUUAUGAAGUGAAUCCAUUCUGCACAUCAAUUGUGGCUGAAAAUUCCAAUGGAACCCUGUACCAUGCAAGAAACAUGGACUUUGGGAUCUUUCUUGGGUGGGAUGUUAAGAGUAAACAGUGGGCGGUGACAGAGAGCCUGAAACCCCUGCUUGUGAAUGUGGACUACCAACAAGGAGGGAAAACGGUUGCCAAGGCUGUUCACUUUGCUGGUUACAUUGGAGUUAUCACUGGAGUUAAACCAGGUGUGUUGACCAUGACAAUGAAUGCGCGCCACAGCCCUGACAGCGGAUUCCUGGGGUUCCUGCAAUGGAUCAUGGGUAGAAGGUCAGAACAGUGGACAGGAUUCUUUAUGAGAGACACACUGAUGGAAGCCACUGAUUAUGCAACCACUAAAACCAGGGUGGUAAAUGCCAAGCUUAUGGCCCCAGCCUACAUUAUAUUAGGAGGCACAAAGACAGGUGAAGGUUCUAUUAUCGUCAUCGACAGAGAGAAGCCAGCUUACGUUGAAGAGUUGGAUCCAAAGAAUGGCAAAUGGUUUCUCGUUCAAACCAACUAUGACCCAACGGAUAAGCCACCUUUCUAUGAUGACAGACGCACAUCAGCCCUAAAGUGCAUGACCAACACUACUCAAAAGGCAGUUGGCUUGGGGCCCAUAUACAACGUUCUGUCAACCAAGCCCAAUCUCAACCUGUUAACAACCUACUCUGCCUUGAUGCAAGUCAACAUGGGCUACUUGGAGACCUUCCUUCGUGAAUGCCCCCAGCCAUGCUAUCCAUGGUAAACAGGAUUUUAUCUUAAGGAGACUUUGAAUUAACUGUAUGAUAUGGUUUUCUUCUCAUUCAGAAUGGAAUUGAUUUUUUAGGGGGGCCAGGCGGGAUUUGGUUUAUUACUUAACAAGUGAUUGCAGCAGUUGAGACAAAUGAUGCUUGAAUGAACAAUUGUUCAUUGUUAAUUUUUUUAGUUUUCUAAAUUUUGGCGUAUUCUCAGGACAGUUGUUUUGUUGUAUACAUGCAUCAACUGAUUGGUUUAACCGUCUGUUCUGCAAUAUGACUCAAGCUUUCUAGAUUAUAAAACUGAUCCAGGAUAUAUAUUUAUGGCAAUAUGUGAAUGCUCCAUUUAUAGAUAAUUUGUUUGGAUGUAAAUGUGUGUAAUAGUUUUGUAUUUUGGAAUAAUUUUGUCCUUGAUUCACUUCAUUUAUUUGAAUACAAACAACCUUUUAUACAAAUCCAAAAAGCAGCUGGAGUUAAAUUUGAGGCUGUAAUUUUCUGUUACGAUUGUAAAGACAGUGCUAUAAAAACAGUACUUAAUUAGAUACAAGAAAAUGAAGCCAAUUUUGCAGCUGACAGAAGCUGGGAUGGAGAUGAAUUAUCGUCGGUUCCAUGUCGAAACAUUUUCAGGCUUAGAUGCGUGCAGACUGGCCGUCUUAAUUUGCGUUAAUUUCUUAAUUUGAUGAUUUGGAAAUACAGUUUUGCAUGCAAAUUUCGAUAUUAAUUAUGUACUUGGAGGUAGGCCUAUUUUGACUUCAUUUGGAGAGAUUGAUUCAUGAUUUUUUGGCUCUAAAACGGAUCUCAAUUGUCGUUUGACUUUAGUGCUAUUAUUAAUUGCAAAAUAAAUAUUUUCAUCAGGAUGAGUUUGAAUUUCAUAUUUUGAUAGAGCUAUAAUAUCACCAUGCAAUAUUGUAUGAAAAUAUGAGAGAUUUUAUAUAUAGGCCCUACUAAUCAAUGACUCGUGGACCCCCGAGAUUGGUAAUAAAAGAAUUAAUAGUUGAACAAAUGCAGAUGGAUGGUGACGAUAGCUUUGUUUAGAACAGUCAUUGUUAGAUCACCUUUUGAAAGACUUCAAAAGAUGUAUUUAUAAUCAAGCAAAAUUAUCUAACGAUCUCAUCACAGGUGAACCACCUCAAAAAGGCAACUCAAAGGUAAUGGUUAUUUCCUCCUUGAAUAAUUGUCAGAAUUUGUUUCUGAUAUUCAAAUCAAAUAAAGCUUACGUCGUUAUCCUUCAAAACUGAAGACUUCAUUUAAAUUUGAUGAAUGCUUUAAGUAGCAUAACUCACUUUUGGUUUUGUCCAAUUGUUUACUUUGCACGUGCAUGCCAUCGUUGAGUAAUGUAUUAUUACACAACUGUUUCGUUCCACACUUCUUUAAAAUUAAUCUUUUAAAUUAGCUGUAUUAACCUUGAAACUGAUGCUAAUUUCAGAGGGCGGUGGUUGUUAAUGGUGAAGUUUCAAGUUCCUUAGUUUGUUCCAGAGACACCAACUUCAGCUGAACCCGUACAGUUUACCUCGAGUCAGUUUUAUCUUAUGUACUUCUAUCAUAGUCUAUUAACUACUUUGAAUUAUUGCGGGAUUUUCUGUUUGUCGAUGGAAAAUUUGUUUCAAUAUGACAGACCCUUUUUCAGUACGGUCACUUCAUUUUACGGGCCUUUCCACUGAUCCCAUUUGAUAAAGGAUAUUAAAGGUUUGCAGCACCCGAAGUUCUGGGUUUCCAAAGCCCGCAA
Acanthaster planci (crown-of-thorns starfish) is the source of this 3168-nucleotide messenger RNA. RefSeq names its product acid ceramidase-like. The record is from RefSeq and is a predicted model, not a curated record. Gene Ontology annotation, molecular function: N-acylsphingosine amidohydrolase activity; fatty acid amide hydrolase activity. Gene Ontology annotation, biological process: fatty acid metabolic process. Gene Ontology annotation, cellular component: lysosome. Lineage: Eukaryota; Metazoa; Echinodermata; Asteroidea; Valvatida; Acanthasteridae.